Molecule: messenger RNA, 2465 nt
Organism: Pan troglodytes (chimpanzee)
Lineage: Eukaryota; Metazoa; Chordata; Mammalia; Primates; Hominidae
Gene: IGFL4
Product: IGF like family member 4
Exons: 5
Coding region: 1-624 (207 amino acids)
Molecular function (GO): signaling receptor binding
Source: RefSeq, a predicted model, not a curated record
AUGGGGAGCCUAGAGACAGCCGGUGUUUGUUCUUUUUGCCUGACUCUUCCCAAGAAACCACUCCUUCUGCACACCUCCCUAAAUGUCGAGCCCUCCCUACCUUUCCUCACCUGCCAAGCCCAGUCCCCAGGACCUGCACCCACAGCCAGUCCCAAAAUCCACUCUGAGCUGUUAACAGCAACCAGAGAAGCUCAGAGACAUCAUCCUGUGCCCCGUGGUCAAGACCCAGUGACCUCAGAAUCAUUCUCGCUCUCCUUCUGCUUCUCAGCUGCCAUCUUCAUUUUUGAACUUCUAGGUUCAAACUCAGAAGGAGUCACAGAUCCUAGACUGUGGCUAUGCCAGCCAGCGCCCAGGUGCGGGGAGUGGACCUACAACCCCUUGGAGCAGUGCUGUGAUGACAGUGUCAUCCUAGACUUGAACCAGACCCGGCUCUGCGGCUCCAGCUGCACCUUCUGGCCCUGCUUCCAGCACUGCUGCCUGGAGUCUUUGGGCUCUCAGAACCAGACAGUUGUGAGGUUCAAGAUCCCAGGCAUGAAGCCAGAUUGCAAGUCCUCCCCUAUCACCAGGAUCUGUGCCCAGGAAUACCACGCAAAAAGCCCUGUGUCAAGAUCUGACCUCAUCUAGACUGUUCUGGGGUAGCAGAGUCACAGAUCACUCUAGAAUCUAAUACUUGGUAAUUAUACUGCAUUGAUUUUGUUGUUGUUGUUGUGACAGAGUUUCACUCUGUCCCCCAGGCUGGAGUGCAGUGGCGUGAUCUCAGCUCACUGCAACCUCUGCCUCCGGGUUCAAGCAAUUCUCCUGCCUCAGCCUCCUGAGUAGCUGGGAUUACAGGCAUGCAUCACCACACCUGGCUAAUUUUUGUAUUUUUAGUAGAAACGGGAUUUCACUGUUUGAUGUUUUUAACUAUAAAUAUUACUUAUUAAACUUCCCAUAAACUGAAAGCAGAAAACACAUGUGCUAUGGUUUGAAUGUAUCCCCAAAAGUUCAUGUAGUAGAAACUUAAUUUCCAAUCCAACAGUGUUGGGAGGUGAGACCCUUAAAAAGUGAUUAUGUCAUGAGGCCUCUGCCCUCAUACAUGGAUUAAUGUUGUUAUUGCAGGAGUGGGUUCCUUAUCACCAGAGUGACAUCCUUAUAAAGGAUGAGUUCAGACCCCUUUCCCCUCUCGUGUGCCUGGGCUCUCUUGUCUUUCUGCAUUCUGCCAUGGGGUGACACAGCAAGAAGACCCUUGCCAGAUGCGGACCCCUGGACCUUGGACUUCCCAGCCUCCAGAACCAUAAGAAAUAAAUCUCUGUUCUUUUUAAAUUAUCCAAUCCACUUCUGUUAUAGCAUCAGAAAAUGUACAAGACAACAUGUUUGUGGAAAUUGCACUGGCUUAUUUGUAGUUUUUUUUAAGCUACAAAACUAAGAACAAAUUUUAGUUUAUUGAAACUAAAUGACUGGCAAGAGAGGAAGAAUGAGCAGUUCCUAUGCCAUGAAGACCUUUGCCCUGGUCCUGCUGGUGGCCCUGCUGUGCAUGAAGAGAGCUCAGGGUCUGCACUGCUACAGGUGCUUGGCAGUCUCGGAAAGGAACUCCUGCCGUGUGGUCAUGGGCCUCUUCCAGGAGGGGAUCUGUGUCUCCCAGAAAGUGAGCACCCUUCAGGAGAUGAGGUCUUGCUUUGUUGGCAUUUAUCUUGCUUGGUGUUCUCUGAGCUUCCUGGAUUUGUGGUUUGGUGUCUGACAUUAAUUUGGGGAAAUUCUCAGUCAUUAUUGUUUCAAACAUUUCUUCCAUUCAUUUCUUUUUUUUUUUUCCUUCUGGUAUUGUUAUGGAAUCUUUGGGGUGUUGCUCUUUCUGGCUGGAAACCUCUGUGGCUGCUGGCACUUUUGCCUGAGUUCUUAUCCUGCAUCCAGGAAGAAAGGUACACAGACAAACGGAGGGUGAGCAAGACAAAGAGGAGCUUUGUUAAGUGAUAGAAUAGCUCAGAAGAGACCCACAGUGGGUAGCUCCUCUCUGUAGGCAGGUCAUCCUGUCAAGUGUUCAGCCCUCAGCAGAGAGGAGGCCCUGGAGAGGAGAGCUCCUAUCGGCAGCUGUUCAUCCUGUCAUCUUCCCAGCUCUCAGCAGAGAGGGUGGCUCCUCUUCUCAGCUGGUCAUUCAGUCAUCUCUCCAUCCUCUGCCCUCCUCUGGCUGAGCCCAUCAUUUUUAUGGACCUCAGAAGGGAGGAAGUGCAUACCAAUUGGUCCAUGGGUGACCACGGGCACCCAGAAAAGGAACCACAAGUCCCGGCUCCUGGCCUGUAAGUCUAGCAGCCCAGCCCCCAGCCAUGAGGCCCUCCCAGGCCUGAAGGUGAGGCCUUACCAGGGACGUGGCCUUUUCCACCCAGGAAUCUGUUUGCCUCCUGCUGCUGUUCAUGGCCCCCUGGGCUCAGCCCUAGCUUUGCUCCAAGAUUAUGGUAGGCGACAACAACAGGGAGAAGCCAGGCAGCGGAAGC